Geodia barretti is the source of this 4985-nucleotide messenger RNA. The record is from the annotation of a GenBank genome assembly. NCBI's taxonomy places the organism in Eukaryota, Metazoa, Porifera, Demospongiae, Tetractinellida, Geodiidae.
GAACGCCUCCAUAAAGUCAUGUGUCGUAUGCAUACUCAUAAGCCGACAAAGUCGUGGCCUACCGUGUAAACAGUAGACCAACAGCCGUUCUGGAGCCACAGAGCUGCGGCGGGCUGUCACGACAGAGGUCGAGAUCUUGAGUGGAGAGAGAAAGAGCGUGAAUGCGAAGAUGGUCGAUAGAGAGCUUCUGGUACCAGUGGAUCUGAUUGAGGAAAACGGCGGGGACGAGGAGGAGGAGGGGGAGGAGAAGGGGGAGAAGGGGAAUAUUGGUGGGAAAGGGGAAGAGAAACUCUACGACGUGGAUUUGGGACACGAUCAGACCAACGGCUGCUGUGGAGAAGGGGGGUGUUGCCAUAGUAACAACCACCGUCCGCUCUCGGUCCAAUCAGGCGACAUCGUUCGACCCCCCUCCUCUUCCCUCCCGCCGUCACACAGCCGCUCCUACAGAAAGCUCUACCCCUACGUCCUCAAAGCUGUCAGCUACGCCUUUUGGCCGGAGAAAUAUGCCGUAGUUCCUCUGUUAGUCCUCGUAGUUCUCUCUUCCGUGGCCAUCAUGCUGGGUUGCCUCGUCUUGUUCAAUGUGUUUCCGCUCACGUACAACAUCAGCAUCAGCUCUGUGCAAGUCCCAGACCACGAGUCUUCGAUUCACUGGGACGCGUACCAAGCCGCCGUGGAGAAACAGUUCUUCAAUGAAACCAAUCCGAACACUUUCAGUGGCGACUCGUCUGUCAGCUCCAAAAAUUUACUGUCGGACGAUGGAGGAGGAGGAGGAGGAGGUAAUGAAGAAAAGGCAGCUAGCUCGUCGUCUUCUUGCUGCAACAGCGGCUCAAGCCAGCGUAGGAUGCACGGGACGUGGGUUUUGGAGCUGGUCUAUCGGGGUCGCGGCGGACGAAACCUGCUCGAAACGAGACACAUCGAGUACCUCCACUCGAUCGAGGAACACAUCUACAACCUUCCGAAGUACUCCACAGUCUGUCACUUUGCCUUCAGGAACCCAGUCUGCGAUCCGGUCAACUCCCUCCUGACCUAUCUCUACCCUCGUAGCACGGACGACGGCUCUCUGGAGAGAGACACACUCCCGGACGAUUGGAGGGAGUCUGUAGACACAAGUCAGUUGACUGUGGAGCAGGCCGAGCAGCUGUUGUGGUAUACCGGAGGUAAUAUCGGGAACACUUCGCUCCUGAGGGCCCAGGUUCGUGUGGGUGUGCCUCUACCAUGUUACUGUUCCUAUGGCGACAGAACUAACGAACAGCACCAGAAAGUGAAAGAGUUUUUCAUAUCGCUCAUUCCUUUUCUCGAACACGCUUCCACCAGUGAAGUGGAGGUCUCUAUGGAGGAGGAGACCUAUUUGACUACGAACUAAAACCAGGCCAAACGCCACGACCUGCUUCUCGGAAUCGGAUCGUUUGCCCUCGUCCUUGUCGCCAUGUUCAUACUGACGGCUUCUCCGCGUGUCUGACUUUCUGGGGCGGCUUGCUCUCGUCCUGUGUUUCCUCGUCUCUCUAUUUUUCUACCGCGUCGUCCUCGGUUACGAAACAUUCUCUCUCCUCACCAUCGUCACCUAUUUGUCAUCAGCGGGAUCGGAACAUAUGUGGACGACGUUUUCGUGUUUCUACAACACGUUCAAACGAGUUCGCGAGGCGUUGGAGACUGGACAGCCGCACAAGCGAGGCUGGCUCACACGAUUCUCGUGGCACUUCUGCCACCUUCAUGCACUCGGCAAACAACGCAUCGCCUUCCUCGCCAACGCAGUAGUAUCUCAGAUUCCUGCAGUCCGACAGUUUGCCAUCUUCACCGGUCUAGUCGUUAUCUUCUGCUUCAUCACCGUUGCCAUAACGAUGCCGCUGUUUCUCCACAUCUGGCAGGUGUGGCUACUUCCAGUCGAAGAUUUCAUCCUCAACCUCCUCAUCUUUCCGUUUAGACAUCUCAUCAACUUCUUCAGACACCUCGCCUGCCGUUGCAGUUUGUUCCAGGGCUCGGCCUCCUACUCAGUCGUCCCUCCUGUAAGAAUGACUGAACUAACAGACAUGAAUCUGGAGACCGACAGCGGCAUUAUUGAGGACAAGGGGAGCGACAGUACUGGGUCCGAUUCCAAUUCCGUGGGGUCCGAUUCCCAUUCUAGUACGUCUAGCCUCGUGGCCGAGGAAGAUGGGAACGUCGGUAUGGAACCGGGGAGCAAACGGAACGGAACGGAGACGAUAGCAGCCGUGGUAUCAAGAAUGGAAGAACCGGUGAAUGGGAAUGCUGAAGUUACACGUUCCCCUACAAUAGAGAACAGAAUCACUGUGCUGGUGCAAAAAGCGCUCCUUGUCACCAUAGCUCGUGCGGUAAUGCUACCGCAGUUGGUUCGCUGUCAUUGUCUGCCCGACGGUCUACUCCGGACGAUCGUGCGCUGGACCACCAGAUUACUACCGGUGAUUCUAUUUAUUGCCAUCCUGGUAUCAAUGAGCGGCGCCGCAUCGCAGCUGCAGCCUUCGGACGGUCCUCCGCAGAUCUUUGAUCCAGACAGCAACAUGCAGAAGUUGCUGAACCUGCAGGGAAAUCUCACCGACGUUGAGUCCAUCAACUGCUGGAACUGCUCCGCCUGGUACAUUGGAACUACUAGUGGAGGAGGAGGGACAGCAGGAGGCGGUACUCAGGGACCUACUAGUGGAACGACGCAGAGCAGUACCACAAACCCCACCACACCUCCCCAGACCGCUACCACUAGACCUACCACUCAUGCCACUACCGCUACCACCGCGACCACUGCCACAACAAGUGGUACCACCAGCAAACCAACAGACCGUACUACCCCUCCCCCCACUUCCUCCACCUCUUCUCCCUCUUCUUCUUCACCAACUUCUGCAUCUUCACCAACUUCUGCAUCAUCUUCGCCGUCUGACGGGACUCCGCCCACUAACACUCCUCCUCCCACUUCUGGCCCCGCCCAGAAUCCGAACCUCGUGAAUAACAUUGUAGUGAACGUGGUAUUUGGUGUGGAUGGGGUUAAGAGGAAAUAUUCGACGUCGCACGUUUUGCCAGUUGAAGGAGAAGGGCGUCAAGCAAUUCUGGACAAGUCAUUCUCCUCCAUGUUCACGUGCCCCCCUCCCUCCUCAUCCUCCUUCUCCCUCCCCUCCCUCCUCGGGACCCUCCGCGCCAUGUGUCGCGUCUGUCACAACAUCUCCAACCCGGCCAACGGAUUAGUCCUCAACGGGACCUUCACCUGCUUUCCUCCGGAGAUAGUCGAGACAUUGGAGAGCAAGUGCCUGCCACCGGGCUUCAGUCUGAGCAACUUGGAGGAGUGCCGCGCGGCGAAGAGUGGAAAUUCUUACGUCAGGGCCCACUAUAACUACACCAAGACUGAGACUGGAGCUGGGAGUCUGAGAUUUCUGGCCAUGGCCUUUAGAUCAACCACUUCACCGAGCGACUCUGCCACUGAGAACAUAGUAGACUACGACAAGUGGGAGGAUUUCCUCUCUUCUGAACUGAAAGCAAUUCAUCGUCUCUCCGGCGAGGGGCAGCCAUACGAAGGAGCCUGGGACAUCAUCCAACAUACGUUUCAAGCCUCGGGGUACUGGGUUGACAUAAAUACGGAGAUCAUCGCCAUUCGCGGAUCUUUCUACGGAAUCCUCAUUUCCAUCAUACUCUGCGGGAUUGUCGUCGCCGUACUGUCGCACGACUGGUCGGUCGUUUUGGCGAUGGGACUGACCAUUCUGGGGAUCCUGGUGACUCUGCUCGGGCUGUUCAAGAUGUUCGGGUGGACGCUGGGAAUAAUCGAGGCAGUCUCGCUGUCAAUUCUCGUGGGGAACUCCCUCGAUUAUUGCAUUCAUCUCACAGAGGGUUACGUGGCAACCGACACAAGACACUUGGCCUUCCUCCACAAAUUCAAGUUCACCCACGGAGCCAGUCCGCGUGUCCAGCGAGUCAUGUCGGCCAUCUCUUUCAUCGGAGUCUCCAUACUCAGCUCUGCCCUCACCACGUUCCUGGCCACCAUCCCCCUCCUCGCCACCCAGAUCCGUCUCCUCACGCGCUUCGGACAGAUCCUGAUCCUCGACACGGUCGUUGCCAUUCUCUAUACUCUGUUCUUCUGCAGUACGUUCCUCAGUCUCUUCGGCCCGGUAUUUGAUAACUAUGCAGUGACAGUAAUGAUAGGAGGAGAACCCUAUACUCUGGGCCUUUUUGACACAGCAGGUCAGGAGGACUACGACAGGCUGCGACCUCUGUCCUACCCACAGACGGACGUCUUCUCGUCUGCUUCUCCGUUGUCUCUCCAGCCUCCUUCGAGAACGUCAAGGAAAAGUGGGUACCAGAGAUCACACAUCACUGUCCCAAGACACCGUUCCUUCUCGUCGGGACGCAGAUCGAUCUGCGUGACGACGCCUCAACGCUCGAGAAGCUCUCGAAAGUCAAGCAGAAGCCAAUCACGGGUGACGGAGCAGAUCAAACUGUCCCGAGAGCUGCGUGCGGUCAAGUACGUGGAGUGCUCCGCUCUCACGCAGAAGGGAUUGAAGAAUGUUUUCGACGAGGCUAUUCUCGCGGCCCUGGAACCACCUGAGCCGGCGAAGAAGAGGAAAUGCAUCCUCCUCUAAUUAGAGGGGCUGGAGCUAAUUCCCCCACUCGCCCUAUCACGUGUUUUCCCUGCAGCAACUGGUUAAAACAUACACAACUCUAGUCAACAGCACUGUAUCGAUAUUAAUUUAUGACACGUUUACUUUAAUCUUGCCGUUAACUGUUGUGUGAGUGUUGAGAGAGAAGAGAGAGUGAGAGACAUGCUUCGUGAAAUUUGUCUAUAUCGAGUCGUUGCGUGUGUGUCUAGAUCUUAUGUUAUUAUUUAUGUUUACAAGGUGUAUAUUAUAGGCAGAUAUUGGGUGCUAUGUUAUAUUAACCUCAUAUUAUUUGUGUGUAUGUAGGUGUGUGUCCUUAUUCAUGCAUUCGUCCAUUAUACACGCAUCUCCACUUUAUUUGCACGUUUUGAUGUUUAUUACUGACUAUUGCGCAUGCGC